Mytilus trossulus (common blue mussel) is the source of this 4672-nucleotide messenger RNA. Its product is annotated as mediator of RNA polymerase II transcription subunit 25-like. The transcript is spliced from 24 exons. Gene Ontology annotation, cellular component: transcription regulator complex; mediator complex. Bases 58 to 2838 code for a protein of 926 amino acids. Lineage: Eukaryota; Metazoa; Mollusca; Bivalvia; Mytilida; Mytilidae. Gene Ontology annotation, biological process: positive regulation of transcription by RNA polymerase II. The record is from RefSeq and is a predicted model, not a curated record.
GACGGUUAAUCGCCUUACUUCCGUUUACAAUUUCCAUAUGCUAGAAAGAAACGGACGAUGGUAAUCUCCGACAGUUUUAAAAAUCCGUCAGAUGUUGUAUUUGUUGUUGAAGGAACUGCAAAUCUUGGUGGAUAUAUUGACGUCUUAAGGGAGAAUUAUAUUCUACCCACUUUAGAAGUUUUUAAUGGCGGUCCACCUGACCCAACAGAUUAUGGACGUGAUUACAGCUGUACUCUGUACAACAUGGUUACAUUCUACAGUGCUGAUAUCAUGCCAGACCCUGCAGCCAGAUGUUCUGAUGUGACAACAAACAUCCAUGAAUUCUUAACAUGGCUUGAUAAUACACCAUUUAUUGGUGGUGGGGGAGAGACCUGUAGUCACAUAGCAGAGGGGCUCAGUACAGCUCUCCAUGUUUUUGAUGACUUAGCAAAACUAAGAAAACAGUCAGCUGGAAACCAAGUGUCCAAACAUUGCAUUUUAGUAUGCAAUUCCCCACCUUAUCAGAUGCCCAGUCAAGAAAGUCCAAGAUACUUAGGUUUCACAUGUGAUCAGCUGGCAGGCAUGAUGGCUCAGAGGAGAAUCAAUCUAAGUAUUAUUUCCCCAAGGAAGAUAGCAGCAUUACAGAAAAUGUAUGAAGAGUCAAGCAAUCAAGAAAUGCCAAUGAUGUCAAGUAACAAUUUCACUGUUGAUCCACGACAUCACAUAUUAUUACAUGGCUAUCAGCUGGAAGAGAGAUCUUUAAGCCCUUCAGUAGAUUCUACCAAAGACAUAAAAUUAGACCAAAGAUCUGAAGUUUGUCCAUCCCCACCUUUCUCCAUUCCUAAUGCUCCACUGAGUCGUGCCUAUUCACCUUCAAGUACAGUUGUAUUUAGUCCAGCAGAUGGGAACCAGUCUCAGCCACAGGAUCAAAAUCUCUUCAAAGUUCCCUCAACAGCACCCUCAUCAAAUCCAAACAUGCAGUCUAAUCUCCAAGGCAUGCCAUCACCAUACUCCGCCAAUUCACCAAUCAACCAACCCCCAACAUCACAAUUCCAACAACAGCAACAACAGAUUUCAAACUUUGGACAACAGCAAAAUCAAACAACACAGUUAACAAUUCAAGGUCAACAAAUAGGACAACAUCCAUCACAACAACAACAACAGCAACAACAACAGUCACAGCAGAGCCAACAAUCACAACAGAGUCAACAAGCUCAACAGCCCCAAAUGUAUGGUCAGGGUCAAAAUCAACAACAACAACUACAACAGUUUCCAAAUCAGUUUGGCGGUUUGGACACCAUGGGACAACAGAACCAGUUCCAUUCCAUGUCUGCAUCUGUUACCAUGCCAACCAGUAUGCAUGUGUCUCAUCCUGGUAUGGCACAGCGUUCCCAGCCUGGUGUAGGUGAUAAUCCAUUUGGUUUUACACAGAACAAAAUCAACAUGGGACAACCAACAUCUACUGUGGGUUUUGGUAGCCCAUCCAUGGCAGAUAUCAUGACAACGCCUUCAUCUAAUAUGGCAGGCAACAAUUUGGUUUCUGGGGAUUUUAACAGAGGGAAUCAACAAGCCAUCAGAAUGCCAGCAAUAAAUCCUGCCAACACCAUGCAGCAGAGCAUGGGGUCACAACAGGGCAUCAUGUCAACAUCCAUCCAAUCACCACAGCAGGGUAACCAGCAAUCUGGUUCCCAACAACCAAUCCAGGCUGGAAUAGACCCUGGUAACCUUCCCAUCAUUCCAAAUCCUCCAAUACAAGGACAGAACAAAGACAGAAAAAUCAUAUGGUCAGGUAUGCUUGAAUAUCAGGAGAAGAUUAAAUCAAAUGGUCCAACUCAGCCUAAAAUGGCUCGGCAACUACAGUGUCAACUCUCAAUAGGGGCUGCAGACCCAGAAAUCAUUACUACAAAUUGGCCAAAGGAACUAAUAAUGCAGUUGAUACCACAGUCUUUACUUAGCUCUCCACAGCUACAGCCAUUGUUUAAAAGUUCUCGCCAGGUGGCGUUUCACUUCGGAAACCACAAUGUGGACUCAUUAAGGAAUCUUCAUAGAACAAUGGGUUCUGGUUUUGCUGGUUGUGUUCAUUUCCCUCCUGGUACCCAGUGUGAUGUACGAGUAUUACUCCUCCUGUUCAGUAAUAAGAGGAAGGCCUUUAUAGGGUUGAUCCCUAAUGAUCAGAAGGCAUUUGUUGAUGGUAUAAGAAAUGUGAUAUUUACCCAUAAACUGAAGCAAGCACAGGCUCAGCAGGCGGCAGGAGGAAGUCCACAACAAUUUGUACAGCAGCCUCAAGGUGGUUUACAAAUGGGACAGGGCAUGGCAAAUUCUCCACAGCAGAUGCAACAGCCGGGACCAACAAAUACAAUGACAUCUACUGGCAUGGUUACACAGACUUCAAAUAUGAUGCCACAGGCUGGGAACAUGCAGCAACUUCAGCAACAGGCAAUGCAGCAAAAGAUCCAGCAAGCAAAGUUACAAGAACAACAAAAACAACAACAGUUAUUAGAUGAGAUAUAUUUUGGUCCACCACCAAAUAUGUAUAGUGCACAACAAAGACUUCAUCAACAAAGAUUACAGCUUCAGCAACAGCAACAACAACAACAACAAGCAAAUCAACAACAAGUCAGUAAUCAUCAACUUCAACAACUUUUGCUCAGUCAACAGCAACAAGGCCAGCAGAUUCGGCAGCCACCGAUGAUGAUGCAGCAACAGCUCCGAGGACCCAAUCCCCAGGGUCAACAGAAUGUGAUGGGAGGGGCACAACAGAUGAUGCCUAACUCAAUGCAGAUGGGUCAGCAAGGUCAAGUCAUGGGUCAAGGUCAAUCAAACUUAUUAGACAGUUUCGACUUCAAUGAUUUAAUUUAAAGACUUGUAUUCUGUUAUUAUGGAGGAAGAAAAUAUUCAGAAUGAGAUUACAUAUCUUGUGAGGUAGAAGUGCAAUUUAACAUUUUUCUUAAAAGAUUUUAUAAUGACCAAGAAAAUAAAUGUUUUUGUCAUUUUAUAGAUUUGUGCAAGUAUUUAAUAUUUAUUUGUAUGAAAUUUUUAUCAAAUAUCAUUAAUUGCCUUAGAACAACAAUGCUUUCUUAUGAAGGUAUUUUAUUAUAGGUGAGUGUAAGAUUAUCUGGUUUCUAAGUUGUUCCAGACAAAACGAUAAGUUGUUAUACAAUAUUAAGCCAAAGAAAAGUCAUCAGUCAUUCAUAGUUUUGCCUAACAACGAAGCUGUCACCAUUCAAAGAAAUCAUUUCUUUUGUCAGGUAUUAUUAUUGUCUUGUUUCAUACUUUAUUUCAAUCAUCUCCUGCUUAAAAAUGACAUGACAAAAUUUCCCCCAAACUACAGGACGUGACAUGAUGACGUGUACCAGAUUUUUAAAUUUUUGAGGUUUCCCAGGCGUGGAUCCAGAGGGUGUUGAAACCCCCCUUUUUUUUUGGACGAUCAAUGCAUUUGAAUGGGGACAUGUAGUUGGAACCCCCCCUUUUUAAAAUGGCUGGAUCCGCCCGUUUCCCAUUCCAAGACAGUGACGACCAAUUUUACUUAUACUAUAUGGAGACACAUGCAUUCUUUGAUAGACUUGUACACAUUGUCAAUUUUUUACAUGAAAAUGUUUGACCCUUCUAUUCCUGCGAUAUGGUCUUGAUGUUAUCACACAAUGAACAUAGAGUGUUUUUUAAAGGAUGAAAUUAAAGGACAUUUGAAUAUCUAGAAAAAUCAAACAUUUAACAUUGUCUCUAUUAUAAUUCAUAUUCCACUCCUUAUUUCAUCAUUCAUAGAUUGUUGUUUAUCUUGUGUUGUAUUUGGUGAAAGUACUGAAACAAUUAAACAAGUUCUGUUCAAAUAUGCUGACUAUUUAUUAUUUAUUUAUUAUUUUUGUAAAAUGAAAUGCCUUUCAUAAGAAUUACAUAUUUUUAUUCUAGCUCAUUACAUAAAAAAAUCAUUUAUCUAUCAUAUGAAUUUAAUUUUGAAUCAUUAUUACACGGAAUUGUGUACUGUAAAUUCAGAAAUUAUUGCAAGCAUUUAUUAUUGCGAUUUUGUCAUUUUAGACUUAAAUGCAAUUUUAAUUUUUACUAUUUUGAAAAAAAUCCUGUUAAAUUCAUAUAAAAUAUUUCAAAAUGCAAGUUUAAAUUAUUACGUUUUGCAACUCAGUCCAUUUUACGCAUUAAUAAAAACCUUGCAUUAAUUUCUGAAUUUACAGUAUGUUAAAUAGUUCCUUCAUAGUUUAUCUUGCCACAGUAACUGAUAUUUAUUUUGUAGACCCACCUUGUUCUUGAAGAAAAUACAGUAUUUGUUUACAAGAGUUAUGAUGCACAUAAAGUGAUAAAAGGAUAUAGUUAUCUUUUCAGAUAACUAUAUGAUCAAUAAUAUUUUUACCCUGUAUAUUGUCAGUUUACAUUGUCAACACUGUAAUAUGUUGGUUUACAUUGUCAAUACUGUAUUUUGUCAGAUUACAUUGUGAACUUUGUAUUUUUUAAGCUGACAUUGUUAACAUUAUAUUUUGUCAGUACAUUGUUAACACUGUAAUUUUUCCUGACAUUGUUACAGUAUUUUUUUAGUUGACAGUACACACAUUACAUUUUGUAUACAUUUGUACAUGUUAUUUAUGUCAUCUCAUGCAGUUGUUUUAUAUUGUUGAUUGCUAUAUUUGUUAAAGUGCUUUAAAAUAAACUUGUUGUACAUUCGAACAAUUAAAUUUGUUAGCUUUUA